This is a messenger RNA of Trachemys scripta elegans, 965 nucleotides long. RefSeq names its product androgen-induced gene 1 protein-like. The coding region runs from base 171 to 869 and encodes 232 amino acids. The record is from RefSeq and is a predicted model, not a curated record. NCBI's taxonomy places the organism in Eukaryota, Metazoa, Chordata, Testudines, Emydidae. The transcript has 6 exons. Gene Ontology annotation, cellular component: endomembrane system; membrane.
CGCGCCUCAUUUGCAGACCCACACAAGAUGGCGACCGGAUGUCUAACUCGUGCGCGGAACGCACCGACGGCAGGGGCAUGUGUCGCGCAUGCGCAGCGCGCCUCACACGCGCGUGCGGGAGGCCCCCCUUGUGAGGGAAGGGGGCGUCGCGGCUGUGAGGCCCGCCCAAGAUGGCGGAGCGGUUCCUGACCUUCGUCCACCUGUGCUGUUUCCUGUGGGCCUCGUUCUCACUCUCUCAGAACGUGGGCAUGCCCCACUCCCUCCGCAGGGAGAGCGAGAACACCUAUGGCGGCCGCUGGAAAUACCUGACCUUCAUCAACCAGAUUCUUCAAACUCUAUUGUUUGGAAUAUGUGUCAUAAUUGACUUUGCUCAUAUGUUCAUCCCUGCCACAAAGAACAGUAUGGCAUCCCGAUUGUUGCCUCCAAGAGACUUCAUCUUCUCAGUGCUAGUAUUCCCUGUUGGCUUAUUUGUAGCUGUUACUUUUUGGACCCUUUAUGCAUAUGACAGAGAAUUGGUAUACCCUAAAGAACUGGAUGAGAUUAAUCCAUCUUGGCUUAAUCAUACCAUGCAUACCACUAUACUGCCACUACUUCUUAUUGAGCUGAUUACAUGUCCACAUAAAUACCUUUCUAAAUUGAAUGGAAUGAUAGGACUUAGCAUCUUUGGUACCUCAUACCUCACAUGGGUACUAUGGGUAAAUUAUGCAUCAGGAAUUUGGGCAUACCCAAUUUUAGAAGUAUUAGGCGUACCUGGAAAGGCGGUACUUUUUACCAUUUCCUACCUCGUAAUGAUAGGAUUCUACUUACUUGGAGAGCAUCUAACAAAGUUAUUAUGGGGUGACUUUCGAAAAUAUAAGAAGCAAGGAUAGAGAGGAAGCUGAAAGUAGGUCACAAAAAGUGCGAGUUCAUUUAUGAACAUUUUAUAUUUUUAAAUCGAGAUGCCAACUUGCACUGUUUUGAAAUAU